Messenger RNA from Closterium sp. NIES-65, 456 nucleotides. Lineage: Eukaryota; Viridiplantae; Streptophyta; Zygnematophyceae; Desmidiales; Closteriaceae. The record is from the annotation of a GenBank genome assembly.
AUGACCAAGCGGACCCGGCACGCGCUUACCGCUAAGGAGAAGCUUCAUUGGCUGGCCAUGCUGGAUUCUCAGUCAGAUCUCAGCAUCCGCGGCUUGGCGAGGCUCGCCAAGGUGCAGCCAAAGCAGAUCCGCGAGUGGAAGAGGCUUAAGGAGCGCCUCGAAGAGGCAGAGGAUGGUCCCCUCCCCAACCCGUUCUACGAAGACCUCGCAAACGCCCCUGAGCCCGCAGCCACCGAGGGGGAGGAGGAGGAAGAGGCUGAGCCUGGGCUUGAUGGGGAGGCGGAUGGGGUGGCUGCUGCAGCAGAGGGGCUUGAGGCGACAUCCUUGGAGGAGGAAGAUGAGGCAGACGAGGUGAUGGGAGAAGCUGACGAAUGGAGCGACGAUGGGGAGGAGUGGUGGGCCCCUGGCCGCUUUGAUGGGGAGGAAGUGGAGGAGUGGGUGGCAGGCCAGGAGUAG